CGUCUGUCAAACUGUCAACGACGCGUUGUAAAUGUCUUGUUUAUUUUAAUUUUAAAACAAAUUAAAACCACAACAUGAAUAUACCUUUAUAUCAAAAAUGGAAAGUCAAGCUAUAAUUCUCUCUUUGUGACCGGAGUCAUAAAAAAAUGUAAUGAUGGUUGAAUUUAUGAAAAGAGCUCUCGAAUUAGCAUCUGAGGCAUUAGAUGCACAAGAGGUGCCAGUAGGUUGUGUAUUUACUAUUGGUAAUACAAUUGUCGCUGAAUCAAGAAAUUGUGUUAAUGUAACAAAAAAUCCAACAAGACAUGCUGAAAUAAAUUGUAUUGACUUCAUAUUAGAGCAUUGUAAAGCAAACAAUAUUGAUUAUAACACUUAUUUUACAAAUAUAAGUGUUUAUGUGACUGUGGAACCAUGUAUAAUGUGUGCUGCAGCCUUGCAGAAUUUAAAAGUCAAAGAAGUUGUUUAUGGUUGUGCAAACGACAGAUUUGGCGGGAAAACUGUUUUGGAUGUAAGUGAAUUCUAUGUACAAUAUUACGAACUACGAGGUAACUUAUUAGCAUCAGAAGCAAUGGCAUUAUUGAAGCAAUUUUAUAAAGGGACAAACCCAAAUGUACCAGAAUCAAAAGCUAAAAAGAAAAAGGAUAAUUAAUAAUUAAUAGUUGUAAAAAAAAUGUGUAAUUUAUUCCUAUUGGAAGUUAAGUUCAUUUUCAUAUGAUAUAUCUGAUAUCUGAUUUUAUUAUUUAAACAAAGCUAUUCAUUAAGGUGUUCCCAAAUAGUGUAAUAAAUCCUGAUAAUAUAAAAUA
This is a messenger RNA of Papilio polytes (common Mormon), 800 nucleotides long. RefSeq names its product tRNA-specific adenosine deaminase 2. The record is from RefSeq and is a predicted model, not a curated record. Bases 152 to 646 code for a protein of 164 amino acids. Gene Ontology annotation, cellular component: nucleus; cytoplasm. Gene Ontology annotation, molecular function: tRNA-specific adenosine-34 deaminase activity. Gene Ontology annotation, biological process: tRNA wobble adenosine to inosine editing. The transcript is spliced from 2 exons. Lineage: Eukaryota; Metazoa; Arthropoda; Insecta; Lepidoptera; Papilionidae.